CUCCCUCCUUCCCUCCCUCCUUCCGCCUCCCUCCACGCCGCCGGCGCCCGGACUCCUUCCGCGACGGCGGCCGGGACACGCAGGAACUGAUGUUCAAUGGCUAGAAGAGAGCUGACAAGUGGCUGAAAUGAAUACGACUACUAUCCUACAAGAGAUUUUGAUUAAAAGAUCCCAGCAGAAGAAGAGGACUUCUCCCUUAAACUACAAGGAAAGGCUUUUUGUACUUACAAAGUCUAUGCUAACAUACUACGAAGGUCGAGCGGAGAAAAAAUACAGAAAAGGAUCUGUGGAUAUUUCAAGGAUUAAAUGUGUAGAAGUUGUAAAAAGUGAUGGUAUUAUUCCAUGUCAGAAUAAAUAUCCUUUUCAGGUUGUAUAUGAUGCUAAUACACUUUAUGUUUUUGCACCAAGUCCACAAAGCCGGGAUCAGUGGGUGAGGAACCUGAAAGAAGAAAUAAAAAAUAACAGCAAUAUAAUGGUAAAAUAUCAUCCUAAAUUCUGGACAGAGGGAAUUUAUCAAUGCUGCAGACAGACAGAAAAAUUAGCACCUGGCUGUGAAAAAUAUAGUCUUUUUGAAAAUAAUGUAAUGAGAUUGUCCUCUUCAAUGCCAGAAAAAAGUGCGCGAAGGCCUCCACCACCUGUUCCUCCAGUUGAAGAAAAUGGGAAUGAAGAGGAGGAGAUAGUGGUAGCAAUGUAUGACUUUGAACCUACAGAGCACCAUGAUUUAAGAUUAGAGAAAGGUGAAGAAUAUACAGUGAUUGAGAAGAACGACAUUCAUUGGUGGAAGGCGAGAGACAAAUAUGGAAAACAAGGAUAUAUUCCAAGCAACUAUGUAACAGGAAAGAAGUCCAACAACCUUGAUCAAUAUGAGUGGUACAGUCGAAACCUGAACAGAAGCAAGGCAGAGCAGCUCCUCAGAAAUGAGGAUAAAGAAGGUGGUUUUGUGGUGAGAGACUCCAGUCAGCCUGGCCUGUAUACUGUUUCUCUUUAUACAAAAUUUGGAGGGGAAGGUUCGUCAGGAAUAAGACACUACCAUAUAAAAGAAACAGUGACAUCACCAAAACAGUACUACCUCGCAGAAAAACAUCUCUUUAACUCCAUUCCAGAAAUAAUUGAAUAUCACAGCCAUAAUGCAGCAGGUCUCGUUACCAGGCUGCGUUACCCAGUGACCCCAAAGAAGACGACAGCACCAACAACAGCAGGAUUCAGCUAUGAGAAAUGGGAAAUCAAUCCCUCAGAACUGACAUUCAUGAGAGAGCUGGGGAGCGGUCUGUUUGGCGUGGUGCGCCUUGGGAAGUGGAGGGCACAGUACAAAGUGGCCAUCAAGGCAAUUCGGGAAGGAGCCAUGUAUGAAGAGGACUUCAUUGAAGAAGCUAAAGUAAUGAUGAAGCUAACACAUCCUAAACUAGUUCAGCUGUAUGGUGUGUGCACACAACAGAGGCCCAUUUACAUCGUGACAGAGUUCAUGGAGCACGGCUGCCUUCUCAAUUACCUGAGACAAAAACGGGGAGUUUUGAGUAAAGACACUCUGCUUACGAUGUGCCAAGAUGUAUGUGAGGGAAUGGAGUACCUGGAGAGAAACAGCUUUAUCCACAGAGACCUGGCUGCCAGGAACUGCUUGGUGAGCGACUCAGGAGUGGUCAAAGUUUCGGAUUUUGGAAUGACAAGGUAUGUCCUUGAUGACCAAUACACAAGUUCUUCAGGGGCUAAGUUUCCUGUGAAAUGGUGCCCCCCAGAAGUCUUUAAUUACAGCCGAUUCAGCAGCAAGUCAGAUGUCUGGUCGUUUGGUGUUUUAAUGUGGGAAGUAUAUACAGAAGGAAAAAUGCCCUUUGAAAAAAGCUCCAACUAUGAAGUGGUAACAAUGGUUAGCCAAGGACAUCGCUUGUAUCGGCCCAAACUGGCCUGUAAGCAGAUGUAUGAAAUGAUGAUGAUGUGCUGGCAGGAGAAGCCAGAGGAACGCCCAACUUUUGAAGAGUUGCUUCAUGCAAUCAUUGACAUUGCAGAGAGUGAAGAUGCUUUUUGAAAAAAGGCAGCAGCAGCACAAGCAGAGGAAAUGAGGCACUUCCCAGGGAUAUGUGGCUUCACAGUUUCUUUUUACAAGCUUGGUCCUGUAAGCUGUUGGAUGCUGCUAAACAAUGUGGGGAACCUGUAAUAUCUGAUGCACUC
Parus major (Great Tit) is the source of this 2163-nucleotide messenger RNA. It is a transcript of the gene TEC, whose product is annotated as tec protein tyrosine kinase. NCBI's taxonomy places the organism in Eukaryota, Metazoa, Chordata, Aves, Passeriformes, Paridae. Gene Ontology annotation, molecular function: protein binding; non-membrane spanning protein tyrosine kinase activity; ATP binding. The transcript has 18 exons. Bases 128 to 2020 code for a protein of 630 amino acids. The record is from RefSeq and is a predicted model, not a curated record. Gene Ontology annotation, biological process: B cell receptor signaling pathway; regulation of platelet activation; peptidyl-tyrosine autophosphorylation.